Molecule: messenger RNA, 502 nt
Organism: Podospora pseudocomata
Lineage: Eukaryota; Fungi; Ascomycota; Sordariomycetes; Sordariales; Podosporaceae
Exons: 2
Coding region: 1-219 (72 amino acids)
Source: RefSeq, a predicted model, not a curated record
AUGGGAGCAGGCAGCGUCCCGGUCGGCCUCCGAGGGCCCGUCCAAGGGCCCGUCGGGGAAGAGGACGAUGAAGGGUAUGCAUUUGCCUGGGGUCUGUUUACUUGGGUUGGUUGUGGGUUUGGGGGACGGGAUUAUGGUAAACGAACAGCGGUGUUUUUGUACGAUAGGAGCGGUCUUGACCGGCGGCGGCACCGCAGAUGUACCAUACCCAAGUGUUGAAAAUGCGCGGGGGAUUGGGUGUGACCACCUGCAAGGAAAUGGAAGAAGAAAAAAUGGAGGAAGAGGACGAGGAAUGCGAGAUAGGCGGAGAAAAUAGGGGGAGUAGUGGAUGACGGGUCUACAAGGAAAAUGAGAAGAAAGGGGGAUGGGUUGAGAAGGGGGUUGGGAUGGGGACACUGAUAUGGAUCUGAUUUGUGCUGAUUUGGGUAUUCUUGUGGGUGUGUCUUCUGGGUCUUUUAUUUUCUCGACUUUGGUUUGGUGAUGGGUUUUGGCUAUGGAAACA